UGUAACUAGAUGCUCCUUGCUGAUGUCCAGCCACACGGACAGCUGGCUCACAAGGUCUCGCCCUUGGCUCAUACCUUAUAACAUCUGUGCUGUGAAGGGUCAGUCACUCCAGGCAUAGGUAGGGAGAAGAGAGAAGAAUCCCAGACUUCACUGUCCUCCUAUCCAUCAGAGAGGCCUUUGUUAUGGACGGAGCAAGGGACGCAUUUUUUCUACAAUAUUUAUCCCAGCUUAGUAUUAGCAUGCCUCUUUGCCUGGCUCCAUAGAGAGCCUACAGGAAUUUGGACAGAGUGGUACAGACAUCGCCGACCACGACCAAAUCGCGGACUAUCCCUUUCAGUGCAGUCUUAUGACCAAGAACCCAUAUAUUAAAGAAGGGGAUAGACCAAAAUCUGGACUUCGUUCUAGCUGAAGCACGGCAGAAAGAUAUUGCAAGGCAAUCAAGCAGAGCUUACGGUGAUUACAUCUUAGGACCGAAUUUGUUCUUUGGAACCAAAGGUGUGACCAUAUUUCAGCCAAACUGCAUUCUGCCUUCAUGCUGUCCCUUUCAAUCAGCACCUUGCUUCUGUCACUUUGUUCCUUAAACGUUGGAGGCUGUGAGAACUAUGAUGACCCCAAGAAGAACCUGAGAACAGAGUUUGCCCUUGCUCUAUACCAACGCUUAGCAGAACUUGAUAACAGAACAAACCUGGUCAUUUCCCCAGCAAGCAUUUCUCUUUCCUUGGGACUUCUGCAGCUUGGAGCUCAAGGAAAUACCUUUGCACAACUGAAGAAUGCUCUGGGAUACAGCACUCAUGAUCAGGGUGCGCUGGACUCCUUGCACACUGUCUACCAAGAAGUCACCAACUCAAGCCAAGGCCCCAUCGCACAGCUGGCCUGUGUCCUCUUUGUGCAAGCCGGACUACUUCUCUCGCCUCAGUUUGUUCAACAUGCUGCACUGUGGGCGAACACCACACUGCGGCAAGCUAACUUCAGUGAGCCCAACAGGACUACAGCUCAGAUAAAUGAAUGGAUUGCCACAAGCCUUGGAGAUGGAGAAACAAAUGGUCUGUCCUUGGAAACCACUGAUUCCCCCCUUCACCAGGUAGCUGUGGUGAGCACCAUGCACUUCAAAAGCACUUGGCAAAGGAAGUUCAUCUUCACAAAUACUCAGCCUUUGUCUUUUACCACUGCAGAGGGCUUGAUCCUGAAAGUGCCCACUAUGUAUCUCCGCAAUGAAGUCAAUUAUGGAGAAUUCUUAACAGACUCUCUGGAACGGAUCAGUGUGGUUGAAUUGCCCUAUCUAGGGGAGACAAUUAGUAUGUUUGUGGUGCUUCCAUCCGACAGGAGAACAUCUCUAGCCCAGAUUGAGACACACCUCUCAACCCGAAGUUUCCCUCUGUGGUCCAAUAACUUGAGAAGAACAAAGAUGGAUAUAUUUCUCCCCAGGUUCAGGAUUCAAAAACACUUGGACCUAAAAAUGGUUUUACCUGCAUUAGGAAUUACAGAUAUGUUUGAUCCAACUCAGGCAGAUUUUAAAGGCAUUUCAGAACAGGCAAGUCUUUACAUCUCUGAAGCCAUCCACAAAGCAAAGAUUGAAGUGACAGAAGAUGGUACAAGUGCCUCAGGAACAACAGCUAUGGUGUUGCUAAAAAGAUCCCGAGCUCCUGUCUUCAAAGCUGACAGACCUUUCCAUUUCCUUCUUAGGCAAGCCAGUACAGGCUCAAUUUUGUUCAUAGGAAGGCUAAUGAAUCCGACAGAAUAAACCUGUAAAAUCUAUGCUUCCUUCUCUUACCUUCUUUCCCAGAUUUAAAAUAAAGCAUACACUGCAGAAUUAAAGAGCACAUGUUUAAGUUUUGCAAAGAUGAGAAGAAAAUUGUGGACAAAUAAAAAUGUUGUUGUUGCAA
Molecule: messenger RNA, 1883 nt
Organism: Hemicordylus capensis (graceful crag lizard)
Lineage: Eukaryota; Metazoa; Chordata; Lepidosauria; Squamata; Cordylidae
Gene: SERPINE3
Product: serpin family E member 3
Exons: 11
Coding region: 533-1741 (402 amino acids)
Biological process (GO): negative regulation of endopeptidase activity
Molecular function (GO): serine-type endopeptidase inhibitor activity
Source: RefSeq, a predicted model, not a curated record